This is a messenger RNA of Malus domestica (apple), 3684 nucleotides long. Its product is annotated as ubiquitin carboxyl-terminal hydrolase 2. Gene Ontology annotation, biological process: protein deubiquitination. The record is from RefSeq and is a predicted model, not a curated record. NCBI's taxonomy places the organism in Eukaryota, Viridiplantae, Streptophyta, Magnoliopsida, Rosales, Rosaceae. Gene Ontology annotation, molecular function: zinc ion binding; cysteine-type deubiquitinase activity.
UCUUUACUAUCUCUGCCUUUCAUUGGGGAGGGUAACUAGUAAGCAGAAAGAUUAGGGGGUGCGCCAAGAGCCCUUAAAUUUACAACACCCCUCCGCCUCUCCGACCUGGAUAGAUCCUAAACGUCCUACACCAAUCUCUCCCUUCAUCCCAUGCGACAAUUUCCCUGAAAAGCUCUCCGGGCUUUACUGGUCUUCUUCUCCAGAUUUUGAGGAAUUUAUGGGGAAGAAAGUUAAGAAGAAGGCUAGAGCUCCUCCAAGGGAGAAGUUGGUUGCAGCGGAUUCCCCCAAAAAAGCCCCCCAACCAAGCAACCCAAGUGUUAAGGACGGUGAUGAUGGGGUUUCAGUUGCGAAAGAGAGAAGGCCUUGUCCUCAUGUUGACAAAGGUGUUGAUUUGGAUAAAUUGUCUGCUAAAAUUGGGUCUUCAGGACCUGUUAGGUGUGAAGAUUGCAGGGAAGGAGCACUUGAUAGGAGGGGUGGUAAAGGAAAGGGAAAACAUGGGAAGAAGAAAGGAAGUUCCUCAGUGGAUUCAAAAUCGGAGUCCAAAGCCAUUUGGGUUUGUUUGGAGUGUGGUCAUUAUUCUUGUGGUGGGAUUGGACUUCCUACAACCCCUCAAUGUCAUGCAGUUCGGCAUGCUAGGCAGACUCGUCACCCAAUAGUGAUCCACUUUGAAAAGCCACAGAUGCGGUGGUGCUUCCCGUGCAACAUGCUUAUUACAAUUGAAAAGACGGAAGAGGAUGGUGAACAAAAAGAUGUGUUUGCUGAUGUUGUAAAAUUGAUAAAGGGUCAUUCAUCGGAGGGAUCAUCAGUUAAUGCUGAGGAUGUGUGGUUUGCGAGUGGCAGUGUGACAAGCGAAAUCAAAUCAGCUAGCAAUAUAUCAAGUGGUUUGGAUGGAAGAGGUGGUUAUAUGGUUAGAGGCUUGGUUAAUCUUGGUAACACUUGCUUCUUUAAUUCUGUCUUACAGAACCUUCUAGCCAUAGAUAGGUUGCGGGGUUACUUCUUAAAUUUAGAUGCAUCUACUGGAGCUCUUACUGUUUCAUUGAAGAAACUCUUUACUGAAGCAAAACCAGAGGCAGGACUUAAGAAUGUGAUAAACCCAAGGUCACUUUUUGGUUGUGUUUGUUCCAAGGCUUCCCAAUUUAGGGGGUAUCAGCAGCAAGACAGUCAUGAAUUGCUUCGUUGCUUACUGGAUGGAUUGUGCACUGAGGAGUUGAGUAUGAGGAAACGUAUAAAUUCUUCUCAGGAAAAUGGGAAUCCAUCAAUCUCAGGUCCUACUUUUGUGGAAGCUGCAUUUGGGGGCCAAACAUCAAGUACUGUUUGCUGUGUUGAAUGUGGUCACUCCUCAAUUGUGUACGAGUCAUUUUUAGAUCUGUCAUUGUCAGUUCCAACCAGAAAAUCCCCAUCUAAGGCUGCCCAACCCACCUCUCGAGCAAAGAAGACGAAGUUGCCGCCCAAGAGGAGUGGAAAGCUUCGGCCUAAAAAUAACAAAGAGAAGAAUUCUGUACCAUCACCAAGUGUUCCAACGCCAUCAACCAGCGGUGAGGUUUCUGACCAUUCUGACCAGCCACAGUCUAGUUCAACCGACCCAAAUGUGGCUGAACAAAAGGAAUUAGUUGUAAAUAGUCUAUCUGCUGUCCAAGAAUCUCCAAAUGAACAAGUCUGUGAGGAUGCAGCAGAGCAAACAUCAACUUUGUUGGAUGACUGUUCAGGGUUGGAUUAUCUUGAUUCGGGAAAUAUGGUAGAUGACAAUGAAGUCUGUGAGGAUGCAGCAGAGCAAACAUCAACUUUGUUGGAUGACUGUUCAUGGUUGGAUUAUCUUGAUUCGGGAAAUAUGUUAGAUGACAAUGAUUUCUCUUCACAAAAUAAUGAUGUCUCAAUUGUUCAAGAUUCCGAAAACAAGAGUUCACAUCUUAAUGAUGUCUCUCUACAGAGUGGCUCUGAAUCUAGUAAUCAGGUUUUUACACUUAAUAAGGAACCGAAUGUAGAACCUGACCGUUCUUCAGUGAAUUCUUGGGAGGAAGAGCUCCCAUUACAGGUUCAGGAUUCUGAAGUUUUGUUGCUUCCAUAUAAAGCAGAGUGUUCUACCACUGAGGAAAUCAUGGGAGGCGAAGGUGAGGCCUCCUCAUCGGUUGUGGGUUGUGGACAAGAUGACUUUGGCUUUGGGGACUUAUUCAACGAACCUGAAGUUUAUGGGCCCCCUACAAGACCCUCUGUAGGUGAGGGAGGCACAGACACUAGUAUCAUAGCUAGUGAGUCUGAUCCUGAUGAAGUUGAUGAUACUGAUUCUCCAGUGUCUGUAGAGAGUUGUUUGACUCAUUUCAUAAGGCCUGAGCUUCUUGCCAAUGAAAAUGCUUGGCAUUGUGAGAACUGUUCCAAAAUUCUUCAACGCCAAAGGUUGGAAGGAAAGAAGCAGGGAAAAUCUGCUGCUAAAGUUUUGAUAAAUGGAUGUGAGGCUAGAACACAAAGUGAUUCACUGAGUUUAAAUACGGGUCCUGCUGAUGUCAGAAGGCUUGGUAAUGGGAAUGUCAAAAGCAAUACUGGUUGUAAUCAGUUUGGUGAAAACUUCGUUUUGCAUGAUGGAAAAAUAAAUUGCUGGAACCAAAAUUGCUCAGCAAUUGAGAAUGGUCGAUCAGAUAAGUCGAAUUCUGUUGUUUGUCAACGACAAGAUGAGAUGGAAGAUGCUCCUCCAGUGCAGUCAAAUACGUCAGAUUGCACUAACGCUUGCAGUCUAGAAAGUUUCAGUGAUCAAGUCAUUGAUUCUAGGGCUGAUGAGUCUAGAAGUGCUAGUUUCACCUGUGACAUUGUACCACAGACUAAUUAUGGGAUAUUGGAUGGACAUCGUGAAUCAGAAGAAAGUGAGGAUGAGGAAGUAAAUUCCAAACGUGUGAAUGUGAAGAGGAAUGCGACUAAAAGGUACCUCAUCAACAGGGCCCCACCUAUUCUGACUAUUCAUCUUAAGAGGUUCAGCCAAGAUGCUCGUGGUCGCUUAAGUAAAUUGAAUGGCCAUAUCAGUUUCCAAGAAAAAAUUGAUCUUAGGCCAUAUAUGGAUUCCAGGUGCACAGAUGGGGAAAAGUAUGAAUACCAGCUACUUGGGGUUGUGGAGCAUUCUGGAACCAUGAGAGGGGGCCACUAUGUUGCAUACGUGAGAGGGGGUGAAAGGAGCAGAGGAAAAACUGAGAGAGAAAAUACUGGUCAUGCGUGGUAUUAUGCUAGCGAUGCACAUGUGCGUCAGGUUCCCCUAGAUGACGUUCUUCGCGCUGAGGCCUAUAUCUUAUUCUAUGAAAAAACUUGAGGUGAAUCCAACUUUCAAUAGGACGUUGCUGGCGUUUCAAAAGUUCCAGUUCUCGGCCUAAAAGACACCUGAGCUUCCACACAUGGGAGAAAGAAGAGAUUGAGAGAGAGAGAGAGAGAGAGAGAGGAACACCAGAGGUGAGUGUACAACUCUGAUAACCAUAUGUUUUUUAUACCCAUUCUUUGAAGAUGUAAUGAUCUUUUAGAUGUAUACCGCUAGUUAUAUCAUCAAAAAACGGGGUUUUCUUUGUUUUACAGCCCCAUUGCCCCAGGGGCCUUUGCUGCAUCAAUUACUCAAGAUUUCUAAGUAAUGUUUGUUGUUUACUAAGAUUACAUUUUAGGCAAGAAGCAUUGCUCAUUUGUGCUUCAAUGAGAAUUUCUUUUCAUCCCUUUGAU